CCUCUCUGCCUCUGGCUUGGACCGCUCUCCUUCCUCCUCCUUCCUCCGCCGCCGCCGCCGCCGCAGCGCCGCCCGCACGCCGUUGCUACCGGACUCGAGCGGAGAUCUUCUUCCUCUCCUCUCGACAGCCUACCAGAAUGCCCCCGAAGAAGCGCCUGCACCAGUUGCCCGCUGCUCCCAAGCUGGAAGACCAUGUCGAGGAAGCUGCUCCUGCUGUCUCUACCUCUGGCACGGAAGAUUCGGAGGAGGAAGAGGAGGAACUUUUCGGCAGCGGCAGCGGCGGCGGGGACAACGAAGACGACAGUGGCAGCCAUUCGUCGCAGAUUGACGGUGCCGACAUGGAUGACCCAUCCAAAGUGCACAUCUUUGUCAAGAAUCCUGCCGGCAGGAAAAUCUGUCUCAGGGGGGUACACUUGUCGGACACCCUUUACACCAUCAAGGCAAAGAUCCAGGAGCAGUACAGCCUCGUCUUCGACGGGGUGCAGCUGGAAGACAGCCGUACAUUGGCGGAUUACGGCAUCAAGCAUGAUUUCACGCUUGACCUCCAAGAAAAGAUGCAAAUCUUCGUGACGGAGACGCUAGGAGGUAGGACCAUCACUCUCGAGGUCGACAGCCUAGACACCAUUGACAAGGUGAAGGCCAAGAUCGAAGACAUUGAGGGCUUUCCAAAGCUCCAGCAGUGCCUCAUCUUUGACAACAAGCAGCUGGAGGACGGCACACGCACCUUGGCUGAACACAACAUUGGUAAAGGGUCCACUCUUCUCCUCAUCCUCCUCCCGUGUAGUCCAACUUCUGUGAUGCAAGUAUUCGUGAAGACGCCGCCGGAAGGCAAGGUCCUCACCCUUAAGGUCGGGCAAUCGGACACCAUCAACAGUGUCAAGGUGAAGAUCUAUGAGAAGAACGGCGCCCCCCCUAGACAGCAGCGCAUCAUCUUUGCUGGCAAUCAGCUGGAGGACCACCGCACCCUGGCGGACUACAAGAUUUACAGCGAAUGUACCCUUCAUUUGGCGUUCCGCCUUUGUGGUUGCUGAACUGCAUGGCCUGGCCUGGCCUGGCAUUCAGUAACCAGUCUUAUUUUUCCUUCCAGUAGUGGUGCGUUAUCAGUACUAUCAUUCUAGUACUGAACGUUAGUAUAUAUAUGGUCCAGUAUUGUUCCUUCACAGUAGAAGUGUGGUGUGUUGUUAGUGAAACUACGAACUAUAUCAUUUAGUAUGUUGAUGAUGUGUUGAGUAGUUCUUUUAAUCCA
Molecule: messenger RNA, 1246 nt
Organism: Triticum aestivum (bread wheat)
Lineage: Eukaryota; Viridiplantae; Streptophyta; Magnoliopsida; Poales; Poaceae
Product: polyubiquitin
Exons: 4
Coding region: 138-1031 (297 amino acids)
Molecular function (GO): protein binding
Source: RefSeq, a predicted model, not a curated record